Molecule: messenger RNA, 354 nt
Organism: Lodderomyces orthopsilosis Co 90-125
Lineage: Eukaryota; Fungi; Ascomycota; Pichiomycetes; Serinales; Debaryomycetaceae
Gene: ACP12
Product: acyl carrier protein
Exons: 1
Coding region: 1-354 (117 amino acids)
Biological process (GO): fatty acid biosynthetic process
Cellular component (GO): mitochondrion
Molecular function (GO): acyl carrier activity; acyl binding
Source: RefSeq, a predicted model, not a curated record
AUGUUUAGGUUCACUGCCAGAUCUGCCGCACGCUCAUUGAGAAUACCAUCACAGAAGGUAUCCUUCAUUACUCCAUUGAGAUUCUAUGUUGCUCCACCAAUCACCAGAGAUGAAGUUAUCAACCGUGCGUUUGAAGCAUUGAGAACAGUUACUACCUUACAAGGAUCAAAUAUAUCAUUAGAGAGCUCUUUCCAAAAGGACUUGGGACUAGAUUCAUUGGACACUGUUGAAGCCUUGGUCGCUUUGGAAGAAGAGUUUGAUUUGGAAAUCCCUGAUAAGAUUGCUGAUGAUAUCAAGACUGUUGGAGAAGCCGUUGACUACAUCUUAAAGGAGGAAGUUAAGGAAGAGGCUUAA